CUCGUGGUCUAGUAGAUUUCAAAAUUUGUAGCUGCCCAAAGGCCCGUCUACUUAAUCGAACUGAUCGUAGAUAUCCCUAAAAUAUAGCGGGAAGAAUGGAGAAAGAAAUUAAGAAAGAGAAAGAGGAUCCUGAAAGUGAUGCCACUGUAGAUGAGGAGGAGGAGGAGGAAGAAGAAGAGGAAGAGGAGGGAGAAGAAGAAGAGGAGGAGGAGGAAAGUAUGGAAGAAGGUGAUGAAGAGGAGGAGGAGGAAGAAGAAGAAGAAGAAGAGGAAGAAGAAGAGCAAAAGAAAGGGAAAGGGAAAGGUGGUAAAAAGAAGAAAGCUGGAAAGAAGGGUGAUAAAUCAAUCAAUCUGAGUGAUGAUGAGUGGUUACAACUUGCUAAUAGUAUAUUUGCUUUGUUACGUGCCAGCUCAGCUUACAAGAAUGCUCUAUUCACACAACAUUUGAAGGAUGAUGCAAAGUGUGAAGAUUCAGAUUGCAUCUAUUGUUUUCUGCGUUGCAUCGUCUUUAGUGAAAUUAAUCCUCAGUUUCAGCUUGAGCUUCGUAAAACGUUUAUGCUUAAAAUCAGAGAGAAGCUAAUGUCUGGAAGCACGCUGCCAAAAUCUGUUCCACAAGCAUUCUUUCAAACGGUCGUGCAUGCCCUGCAAGACAACAUGGGCGAUAACUCCGGUUUUCGAAGUACCUUUUUGACGAUUUUGAAACGAUCUGUCGACUGCAAAGCCUGUGCAUUUCAUAACAUCCAGAAUGUCACAACUCAUGGUGUCAACAUCGAACCAGAUAAAGAGAUCCAGGAAUCUAUAAAAGAUACACUGAGUUCCUGGCGCACUAUAUUCGGACAAUGUAUCCCAUCGAUGUGUCUGAAGUGCAAACAACCAAUCGAGUAUGGAAAUUUUUCUAUUCACGAAUUACCAAAAUGUUUGAUUGCUUUCCCUGCCAAGAUACAAGAUGAAAAUGAAUCAAAGUCAAAGCCAGAUGACAAUGCGCCGAAUAAGCCGAUCUUUUUAUCACCAGACAUUUCAAUGCAUCUUGAAACUGAUAAGGGAGUUUCCAACGACUACAGAUUAUAUGGUUUUGUGACUGGUGUCAAACAAGAUAAUGGAACCGUUGCUUUUAAGACCUAUCUAAGG
This is a messenger RNA of Saccoglossus kowalevskii, 1127 nucleotides long. RefSeq lists its product as uncharacterized. The record is from RefSeq and is a predicted model, not a curated record. Gene Ontology annotation, biological process: protein deubiquitination. Gene Ontology annotation, molecular function: cysteine-type deubiquitinase activity. Lineage: Eukaryota; Metazoa; Hemichordata; Enteropneusta; Harrimaniidae.